AAUAGAUAAAGAAAGGGAUGAUGGCCAACACCAACCAAAGCCAUCAUAUAUACAUAUAUAUAAAAAGAGACAUGUACAUUUUUCUAUUACUUUAGCUUCAAGCAUCACAACAUCACUUCAUUACCACUAGAUCAAUAGAUACACCGCAGAAGCUUCUCACAAACUCUCUCUCUAUCAAUGGCUGCUCCAAUAGCCAUAGGUACACGAGGAACUAUAGGAUCGCUUGUGCGUAAAGAAAUCGACUACUUCAAAAACUCCAAUACAUGUAAAGAAACUCAGUUCGAUCCACGGAGGGGCAAUUCCACAGCACACACCAAAAACUCUCAUCAAAGAAGAGAUCUCUCAUCAUCACGGCUAAGUUCUUGGUUCUCUAAAGCCAAUUGGAGAAAGAAGAAGCGGCAGAGUCGUGGUGGCAGUGGCAAGUUUUUGCCGAGUAUGUGUUCGGUUGUGGAGGUUUCCGGUGAGGAUCGAGUUCCCGGUUUCAGCUAUAAGAUCUUGAAGAGUGAUCACGACAAGGGUUUGCGUGUGUAGAGGAGUAAAUUAUUUAUUGUGGAAUUACGGUAAAGAGAUCUUUAUAAACAUAAUUUUUAUUUUUGUAAUAUUCAAAUUUAAAUUAUGUGUGAAUUUGUUACAUCUUUUAAUGUCAAUGAGCAUAUAUUCGAACU
Messenger RNA from Camelina sativa (false flax), 665 nucleotides. RefSeq lists its product as uncharacterized. NCBI's taxonomy places the organism in Eukaryota, Viridiplantae, Streptophyta, Magnoliopsida, Brassicales, Brassicaceae. The record is from RefSeq and is a predicted model, not a curated record.